GCUCGGCCUCUACUGUUAGACUAACGGUAGGCGGGGAGCAGUAGUCGGUACAGAGAGCCAGGCAGACGCUGAGUCAGCACAGCUUCCCUGGUCCCGUGUCUUCUUGCUGACGGAGAGGAAGUAUCCACAGCUCGGUUAGCACAGUGCUGUUUCCUGCUAAACCUGCAGCACAAAGAGCCUCCAGGUUAGCUCUGCAGUCACGAGUUGUUCGGGAGUUCUGUCACAUCCUGCUGACAGGAGGAAGUUGAUCUGAGUGUUCUUAUUUCUUACUGCGAGUGUUUUACUUUCUUACAUCACAGUUUGCUUCGGUACCGAGAGACACAAUGCAUUCUCUGGAGCAAUUGAAGCAGAGUUUAGAGGGAGCGGGGCAGGCUCACAUACUGCAGUUCUGGCCGGAGCUGAGUGAUCUUGAGAGGGACGCUUUCCUCCAGGAUCUGUCCCAGCUAGACAUGACGCGGCUCCGGGAGCACUGUGAGGGUGCUGCCCGGGCUGCAGCCGCCCCGUCCGGCAGCCUGGACCAGCACCUAGAGCCUGUCCCCCCGGCGAGCAUCGGCAGCGUGAGGAAGAGCGACUCUAAGGCUCUGACAGAGUGGGAACAUGAAGGGCUGUUGCAAAUCUCACAGAAUCGAGUUGGAGUCCUGCUGCUGGCCGGGGGUCAGGGGACCCGCCUCAAUGUUCAGUACCCCAAAGGGAUGUAUAAUGUUGGGCUACCAAGCAGCAAAACCUUGUAUCAGAUCCAGGCAGAGCGCAUUCACAAGAUCCAGCAGCUGACUGACAGGAAGUACGGCUCAAAAUCCACCGUGCCAUGGUACAUCAUGACCAGUGAGUUCACUCUGGCUCCCACUGAGAAGUUCUUCAAGGAGAACCACUACUUUGGUUUGGAGCCCUCAGACAUUGUUAUGUUUGAGCAGAGGAUGAUCCCAGCAGUGACCUUCGAUGGAAAGGUCAUCUUGCAGGGGAAAGGAAAGAUAGCCAUGGCCCCAGAUGGGAAUGGAGGUCUGUACCAGGCGCUGGUGGACAACAAGGUUCUGGAAGACAUGAAAAAGAGGGGAGUGGAGUACCUGCACGUCUACUGUGUAGACAACAUCCUGGUGAAAAUGGCCGACCCUGUGUUCGUUGGGUUCUGUGUGAGCAAAGGGGCUGACUGCGGAGCCAAGGUGGUGGAGAAGGCGUGCCCUGCGGAGGCAGUGGGGGUGGUCUGCAGGGUGCGGGGGGUCUCCCAGGUGGUGGAGUACAGCGAGAUCCAGCAGGAGACAGCAGAGCUGCGAGGCGCUGGGGGAGAGCUGGUGUACAACGCUGGAAACAUUUGCAAUCACUUCUUCACCAGGGCCUUCCUGCAGGACGUAGCAGAGACAUUUGAAGGCCAACUGAAACAGCAUGUCGCAUUGAAGAAAGUGCCCUAUGUGGACUCAUGUGGCAACCAGGUCAAACCCACCAAACCUAAUGGCAUAAAGAUGGAGAAAUUUGUGUUUGACGUCUUUCCAUUCUCAAGGAACUUUGUUGCGUUUGAGGUUGUGAGGGAGGAUGAGUUUUCCCCUCUGAAGAACGCAGACGGAGCCGCUACAGACACCCCCACCACGGCCCGGAACUCUCUGCUGACUCAGCACUGCCGCUGGGCCACCGCUGCAGGAGCCGCUCUGUGUGAUGAGCAUGGGAACACCCUUCCUGCAGCCAGUGCAUCAGCAGGGGACAGUGCUCCAGUGCAGUGUGAGAUCUCACCGCUUGUCUCCUACUUUGGAGAGGGCCUGGAGAUGCUGAAAGGGAGGACACUGCAAACUCCGCUCAUUCUGGAUGAAGAAAAGGCCAAAGAGCUGCAGGCUCAGUAACAUCCCGGGGAAAAUAAAGAACUGUGUGACAGGAGCAGAGAUCAGUGAGCUGGACCAAAGGAUGGAGAAGAUAGCUGUGGAUGGAUACAGCCCAGGAAUGCACAAUAGUUUGAAUACAUUUUUGAACUGUAUGUGAAAUCAAGCUGUCAUGUAUGUCAUGUCAUUCUCUCUUUGUUUUGGAACAGCUACAUAUCAUGAUUUGAAACAAAUAGGACAAAAUAAGGGACCAGCAAUGAAUUUUUGUUUGACAUGUUUCUAAAAGUAUUUUCGAAAUAAUACAUCCUAUAUCUCUUCAAUAAGUAUUUCAAGGACCAAAGUUGAUUUUCAAACUGUUUCAGGAUACGAAUGAAAACAGUUUUGAGAGAGUUGUUACUGUAAUGAUGGAGUUGUUGUUGUUGUUGUUGUUGUAAUGAUUGCACAGUUACUGUAUGCUGAGUCACAAUAGCGAGAAAAUCAACAAUUUCAUUAUGAAAUAAAAUGAAAGUAAUGCAAAAUAA
Molecule: messenger RNA, 2323 nt
Organism: Eleginops maclovinus (Patagonian blennie)
Lineage: Eukaryota; Metazoa; Chordata; Actinopteri; Perciformes; Eleginopidae
Gene: uap1l1
Product: UDP-N-acetylglucosamine pyrophosphorylase 1, like 1
Exons: 9
Coding region: 324-1826 (500 amino acids)
Biological process (GO): UDP-N-acetylglucosamine biosynthetic process
Molecular function (GO): UDP-N-acetylglucosamine diphosphorylase activity
Source: RefSeq, a predicted model, not a curated record